UGUAUCUGACUGACAGCACAGAUUAGUCAGCUUGUUGUAACUAAUAAAAACCCUCUCUGUAGGAAGACAGCAGCAUUUAAACAACCUCCUUCCACUUUCCUGAUGAAGCUCUUGGUUCCUGUGAACGCUGCUUACUGGCUGACUGAGUUACUUAAAUCCGCCAUUAAUAUCGUUCACUAAUUCUGGGGAAGUGUUUUCUCACUUUCUUCUUAAGGGCACCAGCUAAAUAACGUUAUUUGAGUUAUUUGAGCUUGUUAACGUUAUAACGUUAUUUGAGCUUGUUAAAUCUACCUGGAGCAGCUAAAGCACUUGAAGCUGAAAAAAAAAAUUAUCUGGCAUAACUCUGCAGACGACAUUUUCUGCCACAGACAUCUUGACGGCUUUGGUUUGGUUCCACACUAAGCUAGUUAACUAGCUAUAUUACUGCAUUACAGUUAGCUAAAUUAGCUGGUAAGAUGCGAGAGGCCUGUAUGAGAACUGUAACUCAUCGUCAAGCUAGUCAACUUCUCCAUAACAAAUUUGUUGUUGUGCUUGGCGACUCAAUUCAGCGGUCUGUGUAUAAAGACUUGGUGUUGCUUUUGCAAAGAGACUCUUAUCUGUCGGUAUCCCAGCUCAAAAGCAAGGGUGAGCUGUCCUUUGAACAAGACUGUUUAGUAGAGGGUGGAAGACUAGGUCAUAUGAACAAUGGCACUGAGUACAGAGAGGUUCGUCAGUAUCGCACAGACCAUCACCUGGUCCGGUUCUACUUCAUCACACGAGUCUUCUCACGCUACAUGGAGAGCAUCCUUGCUGACUUCAAACAUGAUCUGAAGCCAGAUGUGGUCAUAGUCAACUCCUGUGUUUGGGAUGUAUCAAGGUACAACCGUAAGUGGGUCCCAGAGUACAAGGAGAACCUAAAUAAUUUUUUUGUGCAGCUGAAGGCUGUUCUGCCAGAAGAAAGCCUUGUGGUGUGGAACAUGACCAUGCCUCUGGGUAAGAAGAUCAUAGGAGGCUUUCUGGUACCCGAGAUUCAGGAUAUGGGCCCAACUCUUCGCUAUGAUGUGAUUGAGGCAAACUUCUAUGGUGCAAUGCUGGCAGAUGCAUAUGGGCUGGACGUUCUAGACCUUCACUUUCUCUUUCGGUUUAGCCUCCAGCACCGCAUGAAUGAUGGGGUUCACUGGAAUGCUUUAGCCCAUCGUCAGAUCACAUGCUUGCUGUUGGCUCAUGCUGCUCAGGCCUGGGGCGUAGAGCUGCCCAACCCUUUAGCCACAGACCAGAGUAAGACGUGGUUGCUGGAUUACAAGCAGACUCCAAAUCAAAGUGACUACAGGCCAGCAGGAUCCAUGGCAGAUUCUGGUCAUUAUGGAGUGCCAGUCUGGCAACAACAGCUGCAGUAUGAUGGCUUUGGACCCCAUUUUUAUGAGAAUGAAUUACCUACACUCUCUCAGUUCAGCACUGGUUACUUCAGCUUUGAGAACAAAACAACUGAUAAUGGUGGGAACUGCUACGUCCGCCGUGGUGGUAAUGGCAGAACUGCUCCUGCUGCCCCCUCCUGGCCAGGGAACAACUUUGUGAUGAAGCAAAAACACACAAAGCGCCAGUAUAACCCAUACGCUCGGUAUAAUCCUAAUAACCGGCCUUACAGAUACUGAAAAAAAGCAAUAAUGUGAUUUGAUUAUGGCUGAAAUAUACUGAUGUUCUUCAGAACCUUCAUCAGCUCGAACUAAAUGUAAAACUGCUUUGGAAGAAACUUAGUUCUUUUGUUUAAUGUAAGAUGUAAAUCUGUAAGCUAUAGCUUUUUUCACUUUUUUAUAAUGUGCCAUUGUGGAUUUCCAAAAUUAUCAUUAUUUACUUUUUUAACAGCUUACUGUUUUUGUGCUUCAUUGUUGGUGUUCUUACUCAUCUCAGGCUUUUAUUGGUGGUAUUUUAUAUGGACACCAUUGUAUUGUCUACAGUUUCCAAUUUUUGUAUUUUAUAUGCCAUACAGCCCUCAACCCUGCUUUGUAUGGAUACAAUACUGGCUGUUUUGGAGUCUGCCAAAAUAUUGUAUGGGGCUAUAUUGUCUUUUUGUAAAUGUCUUUUGUUGUUAUUUUUUAAAGUUGGCACUUGUGCAAGUUACAAAUAAAAUGUUGCAUGUACAAUAA
Molecule: messenger RNA, 2123 nt
Organism: Pangasianodon hypophthalmus (striped catfish)
Lineage: Eukaryota; Metazoa; Chordata; Actinopteri; Siluriformes; Pangasiidae
Gene: fam113
Product: family with sequence similarity 113
Exons: 8
Coding region: 456-1631 (391 amino acids)
Source: RefSeq, a predicted model, not a curated record